AUGACAUCCAGCGGUCCACAAGUACAAGCUUACUUCAAAGAAUAUACUGAUUGGUCGCUUGUUUCAUUUUUGAGAUUUAGAAAAGAUGCAGACAACUUCACGGGUGAUAAGGCUGUUGAGCAUUUUAAUUAUAAGACGACACUCGAAAAAAUAAUUUUAUCAGAUGAUUUAAAUCGCGCUAAGGUUUUAGAGUGUCUUGUUAAUUUUGAGUUGGAUUAUUCUUUAUAUGCAUUAAACAAAACAAUAUAUGAGAAAAAAGAGAUUCAUGCAAUCAUAACUGAUGAUACAGUAACUAAUAUUAAGAGACAAUAUAAAUCUGACAACAAGAACAAUAGCAAAAGAUUAAGAUCUGGGGACAUGUCUUCCAAUGCUAAUAAAUAUGAAAAAGCAGCAACCGGCAUUUAUGAAGUGCAAGAAAAAGAUGAAACUUUAUCUAAUCCCUUAUGUUGGGGAGUCAUUGAUUUUAGAGAAGAAAAGGUCCAUCCAUGGUCAAACUUAAAUGCUUCUUCUUCUACUUUAUUGGAAGCACUACAAAGUGGUGGUGUAUUAAGUAUUCAAGAAUUGAGUAAAGAAAAACGUGUGAGAGGAAUGGAGGGAAUACAAAAUUUACUUAAGAAUAAUAUUGAUGAUAUAAAUCUUCAAAAUCUAAAUAUAUAUGAUGAUGACACCCAAUACAUUGGUGAAUGUCUAGAUGUAACGGGAGAGGCAGAAAAGGCACUCUUCAGAGUAUUGGAAACUAUUAAUUCCAAGAAUGAUAUACAUGCUGCAACAACCAAAAGGGUGCUUAAUAAUUUCAAUAACUUUAUUAGUUCCUCCAAUGUAGAACAGUUUUGGAGUAGCAUCAGAGUCUGA
This is a messenger RNA of Entrophospora candida, 852 nucleotides long. NCBI's taxonomy places the organism in Eukaryota, Fungi, Glomeromycota, Glomeromycetes, Entrophosporales, Entrophosporaceae. The record is from the annotation of a GenBank genome assembly.